Molecule: messenger RNA, 1496 nt
Organism: Symbiodinium pilosum
Lineage: Eukaryota; Dinophyceae; Suessiales; Symbiodiniaceae
Source: the annotation of a GenBank genome assembly
GCCAACCUGAGCAGGUGCUUGCUGAUCUCUUCAGUGGGAAGGCGCCUGUUCGCCUCUCCAAGAUCUUCUGGGAGGCAGACACAGAGCCUUACGCACGCGCUCGCGAUGAGCGUGUGCUGUCUAUGGCCAAGGAUAGCGGGGUGCAGGCCGAAAGGUUUUCCGGCCACACGCUGCUGGACAUCGAUGCGACAGUAGCAAAGCCCGGCUUUAAGCCUCCAAUCUCCAUGAAAAGUAUUCAGAAUAUUGUGAAUGCUGCCGGAGCCUUCCGCGCACCGCUGGACAUUCCCAAGAUUCCACCUCUGAAGAUGCAAGGACACGAGGUGCCCAAGAUCUCGGAUCUGUACGAUGAGGAGCCAACAAGCCAGGGCUUUCCAGGUGGGGAGUCGGAGGCCCUGGCUAGACUUCAGCGAACCUGCUCGGACGUGGAGUAUGUCUGCCGCUUUGAGAAGCCAAAGACAGCGUCCACGGGUCGUCCUGGCUCUCCCUGGGAGCCCUCCACCACAGGUCUCUCCCCGUACCUGAAGUUCGGGUGUCUGUCAGUGCGAACUGCUUGGUAUGCCAUUGACCGCUGCAUCCGCGGCAAAAGUCAUUCGCAUCCGCCGCAGUCCUUGCACGGCCAGUUGCUGUUCCGCGAAAUGUUCUACCUGCUUGGCGCAGCCGUUCCUCAUUUUGAUCGAAAUGAGGGGAACACAAUGUGCAAGCAGAUCCCCUGGGGGCAUGAUGAGAAUCUUCUGGCCGCAUGGGAGGCUGGCAAGACGGGAUACCCGUUCAUCGAUGCUUUGAUGCGGCAGUUGAAGCAGACAGGUUUCAUGCACCAUCUGGGGCGACAUGCUGUGGCUUGCUUCUUAACGCGAGGAGAUCUUUGGCAAAAUUGGACAGCUGGGCGCGACGUGUUCGACAGACUCCUCCUGGAUGCAGACUGGGCCAUCAACAACGGCAACUGGCUGUGGUUGGCAGGUGUUGCGCCGUUCUCAGCACCAUACUUCCGGAUCUACGAUCCUUGUCCGGGGCCGAAGUCCAGCCUGAAUGCAGAGCAGACGGGUGAGUUUGUGAAGCAUUAUGUGCCUGAGCUGAAGAACAUGCCUGCGAAGUACUUGUACAAGCCAUGGACGGCACCACUGGCAGAGCAAAAGAAAGCUGGCUGCAUCAUUGGGCAGGACUACCCGCAGCCCAUUGUCGAUCACCAACGCGCACGAGAGGAGAACCUCGCGAAGUUCAAAGCAGCCCUCGACUCAAAGGGCGGCGAGCUCCCCGCAAAGUUUGGCAGUGCCAAGGGCGAUCCAGGGCCCAUGCGCUCCUCAUACAGCUCUGGCAAGGGUGCUGGCCGCAAGGGUGGCAAACGAGCUGAAGCGACGGAGAGACUUGGCUUUGGCCCCUUUGAUCAGGAAGGUAAGGCUGCAGCCGUGGGUGACACUGUGGCAGGCGGGCGAAGAGGCGCCCCGGGCCGAGCCUUUGCUGCCUUGGCACUUCCCGGCUUCACAACCCAAGCCAGAUAG